Lachancea dasiensis is the source of this 1764-nucleotide messenger RNA. The record is from the annotation of a GenBank genome assembly. NCBI's taxonomy places the organism in Eukaryota, Fungi, Ascomycota, Saccharomycetes, Saccharomycetales, Saccharomycetaceae.
AUGCCUAUUGUUCAUCACGAGGACCAAGAAUUUAACCUAUCGCACGAGCAGGAACACAUGCUAAAUGAGUUCCAAGUGAUUUCUAAUUUCCCGGACGCAGAACUGGCGCAGGUGGUUAGACUGCUGGAGAACAACAGCUGGCAGCUGGAGCCUGCAUUGUGCCGAUACUUCGAUGGCAAUUGGCAAGAAAACUUGGAACAGCCACCUGCAGUAGCUCCAAGACCUCCUACUCCCAUGGAAAGUGAGCAAAUUGCGCACACAGCUAACCCGUUUGAAAUGGGCGAUCACACCGCUUUUGUACCGAAACUACCCAUUGUGAAGAGGCUUCCUUUGGAUUUCAAGGAUAAAUUUCAGUAUGCAGGCCUAGAUCGGCGAACUAAUGAAUUUGCUACGCAUCCUGGCCUGUUUGUCUUGUUACUGAUACCUAAGCUACUUCUCAGAAUAGGGACCGGAUUAUUGACACUGCUGUGGUCAAUCAUUUCAUUCGGCUUCACCAACAGUCAACCAAGAACGGAGUUCACAGUUCAAAGAGUACCCCGAUACCCAGAGGAUAACCCAAGGCCUUUCAGUGAGACGCUGGCGGCUCUGGUAGGUCCCCAAUCCGACUUGCAAUCGUUGUUGAGCCCCGACCGUUUCAAUACCAUUUAUGAAGAAUGUGAACGACAAUUCAAACCUAUGCUAGUAGUGUGUUUGGGAGAUUUAGAAUCCGAAGAGCUCGAUAAAAGGGAUCAAAACUCCAGCAGGUUUGUGAAAAACAUCCUCAACGAUCCCUCUACCUUGCAAUUGUUACGCGAACAAGCGGGCAAUGUUAUGAUCUAUAUGAAUUCAGCGACCUCACCGGAGAUGUGGGCUCUAGCAAAACAACUCAAACUGAGUCACACGCCGACCUGCCUACUCGUGGCGAAUGUUUUAAACUCUAAGGGCUCCAUGAAUGGGGUAACUCGUAUGUCUGUAAUUGGGAAGUUGAAGGUCAGUUCCUUGAGAAGCUUCCAAAACUCUUUCAAAGUAACGCUCGAAAGGCAUAGUGCUGAGUUGGUGGUUAGCAGAAAUGAACAGGAGGAGCUGAGAAUGGCCAGAGAAAUAAAGGAAUUACAAGACCAUGCUUACUUAGAGUCUUUAAGACAAGAUCAAAUUAAGGAACAGAAACGACAAGACGAGGAAAAGAGAACCAAGUUGCAGCAAGAAGCUGAGUUAUCCAAGGCCCAAGAAAUCAAACGGAGAAGAACUUUGGGUAUUCUGUCAACUUUGAAGUUCGGUCUCAAAAUGGUAGAAAACAAACGCAGGGGGGAUCUGACAACCUUACAGAUUAGAACCGCCAGUGGCAAAAGACUUGUAACAAAAUUCAAUGGCGAUGAAUCUUUGCAAGACAUUUACCAAACUGUUAAAUGUUUUCUAAUCCUGAACUUGAAAACGUUAGAAAGUACGGAAGUUGCCGAUAGCAUUAAAGAAAUGCUCUUGAAGCUUGCACAAGACGGUGAUGUAUUGGCGUGGAAAGAUAAGCAGUGGUCGCACGACUCAUUCGCUGGCGAAACUGCAGACUCAUUGAGGGACUUGAUAAACAAAGAGUUGAGCGAUGGAACUGAGUCGAGCGAUGAUGCUUGGCUUGAUAUUGAUUUCGAAUUGAUUUCCCCCUUUCCUAGAUUCAAGCUUGACUGCGUUAAGGAUAUCUGUAUCAAGGAGGUGCCUCAAAUUUGCCCCAAUGGCAAUCUCCUGGUCGAGAUGUUAAACGAAGACAUCGAUGAGGAAACUGUUGAUAGUAAUUAG